AUGACUGACAAAAUUGAAAUUUUAAAAUUUGCCGGUGAAGACGGUGCUUACAAAAGAAGACCAUCUAGUUUCAGAGAAUUCAUUAGUGCUAAACCUGGUGCUCGUUUUCCACCUGAAGCUGGUAGAUACCACCUUUAUGUUUCCUUUGCUUGUCCAUGGGCUCAUCGUACUUUGAUUACACGUCGUCUUAAGGGUUUAACUUCCAUCAUUGGAUUAUCAAUUGUUCACUGGCAUAUGGAUGAUAAAGGUUGGAGAUUCCCAACUAAAGAAGAAUUAGGUUCAUUGAAGACUGAUGAUCUUUCUUUAGGUACUCCAGAUCAUCUUUAUGAUUUCUCCCGUCUUAGAGAAUUGUACUUUAAAGCAGAUCCAAAUUAUGUUGGUAGAUUUACUGUUCCAGUUUUGUGGGAUAAGAAAGAAGGAACUAUUGUUAACAAUGAAUCUGCUGAAAUUAUCAGAAUGUUGAACACUGAAUUCAACAGUAUCUUACCAAGUGAGUAUGCUUCUGUCAAUCUUGUGCCAGAUAACUUGGUUUCUCAAAUUGAUGAAUUGAACAGUUGGGUUUAUGACAAUAUCAACAAUGGUGUUUACAAAGCUGGUUUUGCUUCCAAACAAGAAGUUUAUUCUGCCGAAUGUCAAAAUGUCUUUGAUCAUUUAGAUAAGGUUGAAGGUAUCUUAAAAUCCAAUCAUGCUAGUGACAAGAAGGGUGAAUUUUUGUUGGGUAACCAAUUGACUGAAGCUGAUAUUAGAUUAUACACUACCAUUAUUAGAUUCGAUCCAGUUUACGUUCAACAUUUCAAGUGUAAUAUUGGUAUGAUUAGAACACACUAUCCAUACAUUCAUGACUGGCUCAGAUUAUUGUAUUGGAAGAUUCCAGGGUUCCAAGAAACCACCAACUUUGAACACAUCAAAUAUCAUUACACCAAAUCCCAUAUUAAGAUCAACCCAUAUGGUAUCACUCCAUUGGGACCAGUUCCAAAUAUCAUGCCUUUUGAAGAAAAAUAA
Messenger RNA from Candida tropicalis MYA-3404, 1002 nucleotides. It is a transcript of the gene ECM4, whose product is annotated as omega-class glutathione transferase. Gene Ontology annotation, cellular component: cytoplasm. NCBI's taxonomy places the organism in Eukaryota, Fungi, Ascomycota, Pichiomycetes, Serinales, Debaryomycetaceae. The coding region runs from base 1 to 1002 and encodes 333 amino acids. The record is from RefSeq and is a predicted model, not a curated record. The transcript is spliced from 2 exons. Gene Ontology annotation, molecular function: glutathione transferase activity.